Molecule: messenger RNA, 2859 nt
Organism: Mustela erminea (ermine)
Lineage: Eukaryota; Metazoa; Chordata; Mammalia; Carnivora; Mustelidae
Gene: ECHDC3
Product: enoyl-CoA hydratase domain containing 3
Exons: 5
Coding region: 189-1088 (299 amino acids)
Cellular component (GO): mitochondrion
Molecular function (GO): hydro-lyase activity
Source: RefSeq, a predicted model, not a curated record
CGGGGCACGCUAAGGGGCGGGGCAGGGGAGGGUCUGGCCUGCGGGAGGAGACAAACCUAGACCUGGCGUGGGAGUUCCCGCUGGGUUUCCCGGGGCUGUUGCGACCCUCGGCUGCUGAGGGGCAGCGGCCCGGCUCGCACCCGCGACCCUUGGGGCGUCCGGCCCUCUGGGGCACGUCUCUGGCUGCCAUGGCCGCUGCCGGCUUCCGGGCCUUCGGAGCAAAGGGGCCCGCCUGGCUCGGGCGAAGCGCGUGGGCCCAGCUCUCCGCCGGCUUCUGCAGCAGGGGUCCGGCCGGGGCCGCGCGGCCGGAGCUCCCGCCGCGACCCACCCGCGCGCGGCAGCAGGACGGCAUCAGGAACAUAGUCUUGAGUGAUCCGAAGAAGAGGAACGCGCUGUCCUUAGCCAUGCUGAAAUCUCUGCAGAGUGACCUUCUUCACGAAGCCGAGAGCAAAGACCUAAGAGUCAUCAUCAUUUCAGCUGAGGGGCCCGUGUUUUCUUCUGGGCAUGAUUUAAAGGAACUGACGGAUGAGCGAAGCCCAGAUUAUCAUGCUGAAGUGUUUCAGACCUGUUCUGAGGUCAUGCUGCUGAUCCAGAAGCUCCCAGUUCCCGUCAUUGCCAUGGUGAACGGCUUGGCCACCGCGGCCGGCUGCCAGCUCGUUGCCAGCUGUGACAUUGCCGUGGCGAGCGACAAGUCCUCUUUCGCCACCCCUGGGGUGAACAUCGGGCUCUUCUGCUCCACCCCUGGGGUGGCCCUGGGGAGAGCGGUGCCGAGGAAGGUGGCCUUAGAAAUGCUUUUCACCGGGGAGCCCAUUUCUGCUCAGGAGGCCUUGUUCCACGGGCUGCUGAGCAAAGUCGUUCCCGAGGAGCAGCUGGAGGAAGAGACCAUGAGAAUCGCAAAGAAGAUUGCCUCCUUGAGCCGUCCCGUGGUAUCUCUGGGCAAGGCCACCUUCUAUAAGCAGCUGCCCCAGGACCUUCGAACAGCCUACCACCUCACCUCCCAGACCAUGGUGGACAACGUGGCCCUGAAGGAUGGGCAGGAAGGAAUCAAGGCCUUCAUCCAGAAGAGAAAACCCAUCUGGUUGCAGUGAGUGUUCUCCUCAGAGAAGCGGAGGAAGAGGGAACCUCCACUCCCUGCCUUCUGAUGCCCAAACUCCUCUGCUGCCUCUUGACUGCAUCGACAGCAGCCUGCUGUGUGGUCCCUGUGAAAAGCUGUGGUUUCCCGGGGGAGGGAAAAGGUGGAGAACAAAUCAAGUGGAAGCCGGCCAGCACCUGUGCCAGCUGGCUGUGGUAGGGGGGAGCCUGGUCCUUGAGGUGAUCCUUCAAGGAUCCUUCAAGGACCCUAAGGAUGAGGCUACACGGAGACACAGCAGGAGGCUGCCAACCGGGCUCCGCCUUCAGAAGUGUCCCCUGAGGUCGUUCUGGCUGCCUACUGAGGGCCAGAUGUUUCCAGUCUCCACAAGACCUCCACACUGAAAAUCUUGUUUCUACUGCUCAAAGGAAAAGGCUUUGGGAUAAUCUUCUAUGAUUUAAAUAGAUUAAAUAUUGAGAGGGACUGGUAAUUUUAACUUUCCCCAGCCAGACUGCAGGGUGUCCGAGAAGAGAAAGGAAAAAAAAAAAAAUCACUGUCCUCUUUUUGGUGAGCCUGUCCCUGGGGGGCGCACGCCAGGGGCCUGACAUAAUGAAUGUCCCGGCCAUCCGACAUCCAAUACCGGGACCCCGGGCUAAAGCUGAGGAUGACAACAUCAGGGAGAGGUGGGAGGGACACGGGACACGGGUUCUUCCCACCACACACCACCAGCUCCGCUCAGCUGCCGGGCAGAGCAGUGCCCCCGAGGAGGGAGCAGGUAUGUGCACCAGGACCUGAACCUGCUCCUCUCCGGCUUUGGGUCCAGCCCCGCCCAAGACAUGUUCCAGGUCUCUUGUCCUCAAGCUUUCACACAGGGCUUGGUUUUUGUUUUGUUUGGGUUCGGUUUUUGUUGUUGUUGUUUUUUAAAAUCAAUUUAUUUCCCCUUGGAAUAGAAUGUGGACAUGAAUGUGGUCAGUCCCAAGGCUGAGACAGAGAAGUGUGGGGCUCUGCCCUGGGGCUCACACGCAUUGCAAUGGAUGUCCCCAGUGUUUCCACAGGUUUCUAUGGAGAUGGACAAUUUUUUGCUUUGCCAGAGUUUAGAAAGGUUAAAAAAAAAGAGAGAGAGCAUCUUUUUGGAAAGGAGGAACUUGUUACUGAGAUGCUGGUCGUGUGUAGAGGUCACCAGAGCUGCCAUUGGCCGGACACCUGGGACAGGCCCGGGACCCUCUGUAUAUUCUCGUGUCACCCUGUGGCACAGGUGCUCCGAUUAUCACCCCCUACAGCUGAGUCGUUGAGGCCCCCAUUGUGCUAGGUCCAACAGCUGCCCCUGGGUAGAGGGAGGGUCCCCAACUCUGCCUGAAAGAGCCAUGGGUGCACCUUCCCCUGGCCACGCGGCCUGGUGAGGAGAGCCUGGGCCAGCCCCGAGGACAUGACUCCCUGGCUCCGAGGCAUCUUUCCAGAACGAAGGAGCAGACCACGUACUGCUGUGCCAGAACUCGACCAGUGCUCGGGGGACACUGGAUCUGACUGCAGACCACAGCCAGAGUUUUCACUACGAAGCCGAUGAAGAGUGGCUGCCGUCCUAGGCUAGAUUGGGAAGGACGGGGCCGUCGUGGUCUGCUCAGAAACAGUGCUGGCCAUGGGGCCCCUGCUGUGCCUUCCUGCCCAGGUGGCCUGACGGGGAAGUUCCCCCUUAAUAGCCCCGUGAUCACACAGUGUUGGGGAGAGGGUGUCACAAAGGCCCUGGACUUCGGAGAAAGUGGCAAAGCCUCCUCACGCACACAUUUGGCAAA